Eremothecium gossypii ATCC 10895 is the source of this 1041-nucleotide messenger RNA. Its product is annotated as AGR268Wp. Gene Ontology annotation, molecular function: hydrolase activity; RNA 7-methylguanosine cap binding. Gene Ontology annotation, cellular component: nucleus; P-body. Lineage: Eukaryota; Fungi; Ascomycota; Saccharomycetes; Saccharomycetales; Saccharomycetaceae. Gene Ontology annotation, biological process: deadenylation-dependent decapping of nuclear-transcribed mRNA. Bases 1 to 1041 code for a protein of 346 amino acids. The transcript has a single exon. The record is from RefSeq and is marked provisional.
AUGAAACUGGACGAACUACUAGGACACUUCAAGUACGAGCGGAUCCUGAAUUCGAAUCCUCAAAAUAAGGUUAUCUCGAUCUUGGGGACGAUCGACGGCAAGGAUGCGAUCCUGACGCUGGAGAAGACGCACUUCACGUUCCAGGCGCAGACGCUGCAGGCGAUGGAGGCCGGGGACAGGGACGCGCUGCAGGAAAAUGGCGCGCUGACGUGCACACAGAACAUCAAGGGACUGAAGGAGGUGUGCAAGAACGACGUGUACUUCUGGGGUGUGUCUGAACUCGAGCAGGACGUGGAGGAGCAUCCCGCGGCGAAGGUGAACCUGGUGUGGCCGGCGACGCCGGUGCACAUCCGCAAGUUCGAGGAGCAGCAGGUGUACAUGUGCCGCGAGACGCCGGAGAUGUACGAGAAAAUCGUCAAGCCGUACAUCGACGAGAUGACGCAGAACGGGCGGCUGCAGUGGGUUCACAACAUCCUGUACAACGGCGCGGAGGCGGAGCGCAUAGUGUACAAGGAUUUCGUGGAGACGAAGCCCGAGGAUGGGAUUGUGCUUCUACCGGACAUGAAGUGGGAUGGUGUGAACCUGGACUCGCUGUAUCUAGUUGCCAUCGCGUAUCGCAACGACGUGCGGUCGCUGCGGGACCUGCGUCCAGAGCAUAAGGAGUGGCUCGAGUCCAUAGGUAAGAAGAUCAGGGCGGUGGUGCCCGGGUGCUACAACUACUCUAUCCGUGCCGAGCAGCUGCGUCUGUACGUGCACUACCAGCCCUCAUACUACCACUUCCACAUCCACAUUGUUAACGUCAGACACCCUGGUGUGGGCGCGGACGCAGGCAAGUCGGUGUUGCUCGACGAUGUAAUUGACCAACUGAACUUCCUGGGGCCAGAGGGAUUCGCCAACCGUACCCUGACCUAUCCAAUUGGAGAAAACCACGACCUUUGGAGCCGCGGUCUAAGAAAGGCUGUUUCUGAGCAGAUGGUUGCGGAUGGCAUCCCUAGACCCCGCACCGCCAUGUCCGUCGAGGAGGAGCCUAGCAUCCCAUGA